Molecule: messenger RNA, 3160 nt
Organism: Hyaena hyaena (striped hyena)
Lineage: Eukaryota; Metazoa; Chordata; Mammalia; Carnivora; Hyaenidae
Gene: COG1
Product: component of oligomeric golgi complex 1
Exons: 14
Coding region: 7-3108 (1033 amino acids)
Biological process (GO): intra-Golgi vesicle-mediated transport
Cellular component (GO): COG complex; Golgi apparatus
Source: RefSeq, a predicted model, not a curated record
GCCAUCAUGGCUGCCGCGGCCGCCUCCCCCGCGCUGAAGCGGCUGGAUCUGCGCGACCCCGCGGCGCUUUUCGAGACACACGGAGCGGAGGAGAUCCGCGGACUGGAGCGCCAGGUUCGGGCCGAGAUCGAGCACAAGAAAGAGGAGCUGCGGCAAAUGGUGGGAGAGCGGUACCGCGACCUGAUCGAGGCGGCCGACACCAUCGGCCAGAUGCGCCGCUGCGCCGAGGGGCUGGUGGACGCCGUGAAGGCCACCGACCAGUACUGCGCCCGUCUCCGCGAGGCCGGCUCGGCCGCCCCCCUACCGCCGCGAGCCCCGCAGCCCCAGCAGCCAUCUCAGGAGAAGUUCUACAGCAUGGCUGCCCAGAUCAAGCUACUCUUGGAAAUUCCCGAGAAGAUCUGGAGCUCCAUGGAGGCCGCCCGGUACCUCCAUGCCACGCAGCUGUACCUGCUCUGCUGUCACCUCCACAGCCUGCUCCAGCUGGAUCCCUCUGGGUCCCGAUACAGCCCCGUCCUCCUGCGGUUCCCCAUACUCAUCCGGCAGGUGGCGGCGGCCAGCCACUUCCGGUCGACUAUUCUGCACGAAAGCAAGCAGCUACUCAGAUGCCAAGCCGUGUCUGACCAGGCUGUAGCCGAGGCGCUGUGCUCCAUCAUGCUCUUGGAAGAGAGUUCUCCUCGCCAAGCCCUCGCUGACUUCCUGUUGGCCCGAAAGGCAGCCAUUCAGAAGCUUCUCAACCAGCCGCACCACGGUACUGGCAUCAAGACUCAGAUCUGCUCAUUAGUGGAGCUGCUGGCCACCACCCUGAACCAAGCACAUGCUCUUUUCUACACUUUGUCAGAAGGGCAGCUGCUAGACCCAUCCCUGCCCUGCGGCCUGCUCUUCUCAACUCUGGCGACCGUCACAGGCCAGCCUCCCACUGGGAAGGGCGCCGGCGUCCUGCAGGAGGAGGUAGCGCUGUGCGGCUGGUCCCGACACCUGCCACCAUCUGUCGUCGGCUUCCAGCCCUCUCUCCGAACCCUGGCGCAGCCCAUCAGCCAGGAGUACCUGAAGGACACACUGCAGAAGUGGAUCCACAUGUGCAAUGAAGACAUUAGAAACGGGAUCACCAACCUGCUCUUGUACGUGAAGAGCAUGAAGGGUCUCGCGGGGGUCCGGGAUGCCAUGUGGGAACUGCUGACCAAUGAGGCCACCAGCCACAGCUGGGACAUCAUAUGUCAGCGGCUUCUGGAGAAGCCGCUCUUGUUCUGGGAGGACCUGAUGCAGCAGUUGUUCCUUGAGCGGCUACAGACUCUGACAAAAGAAGGCUUUGACUCCAUCUCCGCCGGCUGCAAGGAGCUCCUCCUUUCAGCCCUGCGGGAGCUCGAGAGCAACGCCAGCAGCUCCGCUCCAAAUAAGCACAUCCACCUGGAGCACAACAUGCCGCUCUUCCUCUGGUCCGAGAGUCCCCAGGACCUGCCUCCCGACGCCGCCUGGGUCAGCGUGGCGCACCGGGGGCAGUGUGCCGGCAGUGGGCUCUCCAUGAAAGCGCUGGCCGUUAGCCCCUGCGUCCAGGACUUCUGCUCUGCCCUGGACUCUAAGCUGCAGGUUCAGCUGGAUGACCUCCUGGCUUACCUUCCCCGUGCGGACCCGUCGCUGCCCAAGGACGUCUCCCCCGCGCAGGCCAAGGGCUGCGCCUUCGACAGGUACGCGGACGCCGGCACCGUGCGGGAGCUGCUGCAGGCCCAGUCCGUGGCCUGCGUCGCGCGCGUCACAGACUGCAUCGGGGCCGAGCUGCGCAGGCUCGAGCAGGUGGUGCAGGGGCAGCAGGACGUCCUCAACAGUGUCCAGCUGCACGCGGUCCUUUUCAUGGCCAGACUCUGCCAGUCGCUGGGAGAGCUGUGUCCCCAUCUGAAGCAGUGCAUCGUGGGGAAGUCCAGGAGCUCCGAGAAACCAGCGAGGGACCCCAAGGCUCUGAAAAAGCAGGGAAAGGGGAGAACCCAGGAAGUACUCCCCACGCAGGCCAAGUGGCAGGAAGUCACGGAGCUCCUCCUGCAGCAGAGCGUGACAGGCUACCGCGUGUGGAGCUCGGCGGUUGUGAAGGUUUUGGCUCAUGGGUUCACCCAGUCGUUGCUUCUAGACGAUGCCGGCUCCAUCCUGGCCACAGCCACCAGCUGGGAGGAGCUAGACAUCCAGGAGGAAGCAGAGUCUGGUGGCAAUGUCACGUCCACCAUCCGACUCCCUACACAGCCGUCCUGGUACGUGCAGUCCUUCCUCUUUAGCCUCUGCCAGGAAAUUAACCGGGUUGGAGGCCACGCUUUGCCAAAAGUGACCCAGCAGGAGAUACUGAAAAGCUGUAUUGUCCACGUGGUGGCUGCCUACGAGAAGCUUUCAGAAGAGAAACAGGUGAAGAAAGACGGUGCGUUCCCCAUGACCCAGAAUCGGGCCCUGCAGCUGCUGUAUGAUCUGCGCUAUCUCAGCCUCGUCCUGACGGCCAGGGGUGAGGAGAAGAGCGGCCGCGCCAAGCAGGACUCCAGAAUUGGGAAAGUGACCGACUACCUGGAAACACUCAUUGACCCGUUUGACCUGGAUGUUUUCACACCGCACCUCAACAGCAACCUCACCCGGCUGGUGCAGCGAACUUCCGUCCUAUUUGGGUUGGUAACUGGUACAGACAAUCAGUUCACGCCCAGGAGCAACACAUUCAACUCCCAAGAACCCCAUAACAUACUGCCCUUGGCGUCGAGUCAGAUCAGGUUCGGACUUCUCCCACUGAGCAUGACAAGCACCCGGAAGGCCAAACCAACCGGCAGAAGCGUGGAAACAAAGCCCCAGCCUCUGCAGAUCUUGACAAACAGCAAAGGCCCCUUCCUGGAGCGCUCGUGCUUCUCAGGUCUGCUCGCGUGUGCUGUGUGGGCUCCGAGUGCAGUGGAGGGGGGUCAGGCAGGCGGGUCUGGGGAGACUCUAAGGCACUUUCCUCUAUACGCGUGGCAGGUUGGCCCCCCGGCCCUCUCCCGAGCAGAUGACCCAACGCACCCUGGCUCCUUGUUCAGACAGCUGGUCAGUGAGGAGGAAGACACGUCUACACCUUCAUUAUUCAAGCUAGGCUGGCUCUCUAGUAUGGCUAAAUAACGGGGGAGCAUAUCCAUCUCUCUCUAAAUAAAUACUAAGUCACUUCUUCUAA